This is a messenger RNA of Pterocles gutturalis (yellow-throated sandgrouse), 664 nucleotides long. It is a transcript of the gene MED31, whose product is annotated as mediator complex subunit 31. The record is from RefSeq and is a predicted model, not a curated record. Gene Ontology annotation, biological process: regulation of transcription by RNA polymerase II. Gene Ontology annotation, molecular function: transcription coregulator activity. Gene Ontology annotation, cellular component: core mediator complex; mediator complex. Lineage: Eukaryota; Metazoa; Chordata; Aves; Pterocliformes; Pteroclidae.
GGAGUUACUGCUUUUUCUCCUGUUUAAACAUGUUAUCUCUAUUUGUGUGGCUCAAACUGAAAAAAUUACUUUCAAAUCUUUUGUGUGGGUCCAAUUCUUACUGUUUUCUCAUGUAUCAGAUGAUACAGGAAAUCGACUUCGGUUCCAGCUGGAGUUAGAGUUUGUUCAAUGUCUGGCAAAUCCAAAUUACCUCAACUUUCUUGCACAAAGAGGCUACUUCAAAGACAAAGCUUUUGUAAAUUAUCUUAAAUAUUUACUUUAUUGGAAAGAACCUGAAUAUGCAAAAUACCUGAAGUAUCCUCAAUGUUUGCAUAUGUUAGAGCUGCUCCAAUAUGAACAUUUCCGCAAAGAACUGGUAAAUGCUCAGUGUGCUAAAUUUAUUGAUGAGCAACAGAUUCUUCACUGGCAGCACUACUCACGGAAAAGAAUGCGCCUCCAGCAAGCACUUGCAGAGCAGCAGCAACAGAACAACACCUCUGUAAAAUGAAAAGCACUUGGAAGAGUGAUGAUAAGGUGUACUUUGUGUCAGUUGAAGUAUUUACAAUGAACCUUUUUGUAAGUUUGGCUCUGGGUGUGUGUACAUUUAAUUUUUGAUUUAUCAAUUGACUGUUUUUUUCCACCUUUUUUAAAGAUAAAAGACUGAUAAACACCUACAAUUUAUUUU